AUGUUCUUUAAUUUUUCUAUUGUAAACAAUAAGUUUCAGCAUUUUAUUACCCAUUUACUUCAACAAUGGGAACUACACUUUUUUCUAUGUCUGUUUACAUUCACAAACCUCUUUCUUAUUCGUAGAAUAUUUCAACCAAAGUCCCUAUCCAAAAUCAGAAGGUACUUUGCGAAAUAUAGGUUUGUAGAAUUCUCUCAAAUCUUGUUAUCUUCAGUCGCUUGCAUCCUUUCAUUGUGGAUCCAGCCAACGACUUUCUGGUAUCCUCUUCAAAUAUUGCUUCAUCUGGAACUAGUUUGCUUUUAUGUGAUAACAUCAAGAGACCACUUACAGGCACCGUUGUUUUGCAAUCUGAGCAUACUUUACUCUUUCGGUUUGUUUACAUCUUCUGUUCUAAGCGUCGUUUGUUCAUCUCGUUUUGCAACUGAACAAUUCCAAUUAUCACAGCUAAUGAGUACUUUCGACAACCGUAUUCAGGUUUCUUACAUAGCGAUAUUAUUUUUUCUAAAUCUCUUUCCUUUGUUCACUCCUCGAGUAUGGUAUCCAGUUCAACCAAAUGUUCUGUCUGAUAUUCCUUCUACCGAACAAACCUGCUCCUUAUUUUCGUUAUUUUUCACCUAUGGUUGGCUUAAUGAUAUUAUCUUUAAGGCUUGGAAAAGCCCUGUCUCGCUUGCAGAUAUGCCUGCGUUGCCCAAUACAGAUCAAACUUUAAUAUGGUUUUCUGCUUUCCAAAAACAAGGAAAGAAGGGCCUUAUAACCAUGAUUUUAUACUCACUACAGUCGAACGUUCUUUUCCUUGCCGUGCUUUCUGUAAUAGUCAGCUUGACUACUUUUAUAUCGCCGUAUGCUAUAAAAAAUUUACUCCAAUAUCUUCAAACUCCUCAGCGUGAUACCUCGAGAUGUCCAAUUCAUUUGCUUUUGAUGUUAUUGUUCGGCCCAUAUGUUGCUUCUGUCAUUAAGGAGUACAGCGUGCAUAUCUCAAGGCGAUUUAUGCUACGUACGAAGGCAGGCAUCUCCCAGUUAAUUUAUGAAAAAGUCGUUCAUUCUAAAAUUUCCCAAAUUACCAUGGAUGGUUCACAGGCUAACAUUGACCAUAUAUAUAAUUUGCUUGCUUCCGAUGUUGACAACAUUGCCAACAUGAGAGAGUUUAUUAGUUUUUUCGUUCGAGGUCCCAUUGAUGUAGGGAUAGCAAUGUUUUUCUUACAUCGUUUACUUGGCUGGAGUGCUUAUGUUGGUGUUCUUUUGGCGAUUAGUAGUGCCCUUCUCCCUCUUUUGAUUUCUUCCAAAUUAGCCGAGCUAACUUCAAUAUCUAAUCGUUCUAGUGAUGAUAGAAUUCGAUUUACUACGGAAAUUUUGCGAAGUAUCAGAGUUACCAAGUUUUUUGGUUGGGAAAAGCCAAUGCUACAAAAAGUUCGCGAAAAGCGCAAUAUUGAAAUUGCAAAUAUCUGGAGGCUAAAUAUUCUCGACAUCACUUUUAAAAGCUGUAUGAAAAUCGCGCCCUUCUUAAGUAUGUUUAUAACAUUCGCUACAUUCACAAAAGUAAUGGAUAGGGAAUUAUCCCCUUCCAUAGCUUUUACCUCUAUUUCUCUUUUCUCUGUACUUAGAAAUCAAUUCAUAACUCUCUCAGGUAUACUUCGGCAAAUGAUUCAGUUUCGUGUUUCUAUUAAUCGCGUUAGUUUGUUCUUGGCUAAAGGUAGCGAACCAAAUGAAACACCUGUAAGCCAUGAAGAAAUAUCCUUUACGAAUGCUUCUCUAUCUUGGUGCCCUUUCCCUUCUUCUGCUCAAUUUCAGCUUAGAGAAUUAAACUUUACGAUUCCCCGUGAUCAAUUUACGUUAGUUUUAGGAGCUACAGGUUCUGGGAAAACGACGCUAGCUGCUGCUAUCCUUGGCGAGCUGCAUCUUACUAGCGGUAAAAUGAAUGUUCCCUUGAGAGAGGAAUGUGUUGGUUAUGUUCCCCAAACAUCCUGGCUCAGGAACGAUACAAUCCGUGCUAAUAUUCUGUUUGGAGAGAUUUUCGACGAAUAUAGAUAUCGCAAAGUCAUUGAGGCUUCAUGCUUAGAGGCGGAUUUGGAAAGGCUCCAUGCCGGUGAUUUAACUUUUGUCCAGUCGAACGGAUCAAGUCUUUCAGGGGGACAAAAGCAAAGGAUAUCAUUAGCUCGAGCAUUGUACUUAAAUUCAAAUGUUUAUAUUUUUGAUGACAUAUUUUCGGCGCUGGAUAUUGCAACGUCGAAGAAAGUUUACAAAAACUGCUUUGAGAGCGGGCUCUUAAAAGGUAAAACAGUCAUUUUGUUUACUCAUAAUAUCAAUCUUUCUAUAUCAAUGGCUGAUAAUGUCAUAUUGUUGGAAAAUGCUACGGCAAAAUUUGUGCCCUCGAAAGAAAUUAAGGGACAGUCUUCUUUUCUUUCUGCUCAACAUAAUGGCGCUAGUCAUGAACCUGCGCAGACCAACCUUUCAACUGACCCUCACGAAAAUAUGUAUGAAGACAAUGUAGUAUCUGCAGAAGAGGAAGCAACAACAGGAGUUUGCAGUGCGGUGAAGCCAAGCCUUGCUUCUUUAGCAAGUCACUAUAUGAGUUAUUUCGGAUCGUCCUUUUUCCUUACCAUUUGUGGAUCGUUUGUAUUAUUGACUCAACUGAUGAUAGCAAGUAUCAACUUUUGGGUGGCAGUUUGGUCCGGGCAAUCUCAUAAAGGGUUAAAGCUUCCAUUUUCAUUUUCUUUUCUCCAGGGCUAUGCGUUUCUCUUGGUCAUUUACUUUAGUGUCGACUUAAUGCGAGGAGGAUUGUUUUCUGCGGGUGGCCGUAGAGCCAGUAGAUCUCUUCAUGAGCGGGUCUCAGAACGCGUUUUUGGCAGUCCAUUGCACUGGUUUGAAAAAACCGCAAUAGGCAGAGUUAUAAACAGAUUUUCGAAGGAUAUUGCAUCUGUGGACAAUAUGUUAUGGGUUUCGAUUGAAAACAUAUUAUGCUGUCUAAUGGCUUUGUUAAUGGGCCUUGGGAACGUUACCAUUAUUAUGCCUAUAUUUAUUGCUCCAGCCGUUUUGGUUUGCAUCGUCGUGUAUGGAUUUGCUUAUGUGUAUUCAAAGGCGCAAAAACAGCUUACUGCUUGCUCUUCUUCUCAAAUAUCGCCUGUUUUUAGCUUGUUGGGUGAAACGUUGUCCGGGUUAACGAUUAUUCGUGCAUUCCGAAAGGAAGAGGCAUUUGAAAUAGAAAACAUGGCUGUGCUUGACCAUAUGCUUCAAUCGCAGUUUGUUUCGUAUGCCAUUAAUCGCUGGCUGGCGAUCCGUACCGAUGGGAUUAGUGGGUUGGUUGGUUUUCUUACAGCAUUGAUUGCUAUAUGGAAACAAAAUAUUCCUACAGAAUUGGUUGGAUUCUCUCUAAACAGUGCAGUAGGACUGAAUCUAUGCGUAUUAGUCUUUGUGCGAGCUAGCAAUGAAUUGAUUACGCAUCUAAAUAGCUAUCAUAGACUGAACGAAUAUAGCAACCUUCCGCUGGAAGAGCAUCAGAUGGCAUCCGGCUGUCAAUUGCGAGAUGAGGGAUGGCCGAGAUCGGGGUCAUUAGAUGUACAGCAGUUGACAGUUCAUUAUGGGAUGAGUGCGACGCCUGUGCUUGAAGACAUAAGUUUGAAAGUAGCGCCAAAGGAAAAGCUUGCGAUUGUGGGAAGGACGGGGAGUGGAAAAAGCACAUUGGGUUUAAGCUUACUUCGAUUUACAAACCAAACAAGUGGGAGUGUUCAAAUUGACGGCGUGGAUAUCAACACGCUACAGUUGGAAACGCUUCGGCAGCGAGUGAGUCUUAUUCCGCAAGAUCCGGUUUUGAUUUCAGGCACAGUCAGAAGUAAUUUGGACCCAUUUGAGCAAGUGAGUGAUGAAGAGUUGAACGAUGUAUUACAAGUGACCUCUUGCGACACAUUGGUGACGACGGGAUCAGGGACGGCGGGAUCGUCCUUUGCAAUUCAAUUAGAUACACCAGUGGAAACGGGCGGGACGAAUUUUUCGCAAGGACAAAGACAGAUUUUAGCGCUUGCAAGAGCGCUUGUUCGAAAGUCGCGGAUUAUAAUUUUGGACGAAAGUACGGCAUCUGUGGACGAUACUACGGACCGUCGAAUCCAAGAGAUGUUACGGAGGGUAUUUCGAGAAGCAACUGUCUUGUGCAUUGCACAUCGAAUCAAGACGGUAUUAGAUUAUGACAAAAUCUUGGUAUUAGAUGCAGGAAAAGUCAUUGAGUAUGGAUCGCCCAAGUCUCUUUAUUGGAAGCGAGGAUCGUUUUGGGCAAUGUGUCAACAAAGUCAAAUUUCGUUGUAG
Messenger RNA from Schizosaccharomyces osmophilus, 4293 nucleotides. RefSeq names its product ABC transmembrane transporter Abc1/Ybt1 (gene abc1). The transcript has a single exon. NCBI's taxonomy places the organism in Eukaryota, Fungi, Ascomycota, Schizosaccharomycetes, Schizosaccharomycetales, Schizosaccharomycetaceae. The record is from RefSeq and is a predicted model, not a curated record. Gene Ontology annotation, molecular function: ABC-type peptide transporter activity; ATP binding; ATP hydrolysis activity. Gene Ontology annotation, cellular component: fungal-type vacuole; membrane. The coding region runs from base 1 to 4293 and encodes 1430 amino acids. Gene Ontology annotation, biological process: transmembrane transport.